AUGGACGCGGCUACAACCGCACCGCUGGAUGCGUGCGAGGCGGAGGAGCUGCGUGAUUUGGAAUUAGUCAAAGGCGCUCUGCCACUCGGCAAGGAUUCAAUAAACAUUCUGCCCGACGACGUGCUCUCCGUGAUUCUCGCACGCGCAUCUGGCGGCGAGACGUUGCACCACGCACUCGUCUGCCGCCGCUGGCUGCGCCUGGCGCAACUUUCGCAGCAGGCCGUCCACGUCAGCGCCCCGCGCCACCUCCACGCGGGUGAGCUGCUGCGCGGCUUGGCGCGCUUCCCCAACGUGAACUCGCUCACGCUAGGCGACAAGAGCGUCGACUUUUUCAACGACGCGUUCCUGCGCGCGCUGCCCUCCGCGUGCCCGCAGCUCUCCCGCCUGCGCCUGGACGAACCGCAGUACACCGGCGCGCCCCACUUCCGCAUCACGCUCACCUGCCUUGGUCGCUUCCUCCGCUGCGCGUCGCGCCUCGAGGAGCUCACGUUGAAGCACAGCCUCGGCCACAUCACGAAGCUUCCUUCCUCGCUCGCGUCGCUCUCUUCGCUGCGCGUGCUCAAGCUCUGUUUGAAGCUCCUCCGCGCUCUCCCCGACGAGCUCGGCGCGCUGCGCGCGCUGGAGGAGCUCUCCGUCGUCUGCCCCAAACUCACGAGCCUCCCCGCGUCCGUCGGGCAGCUCCCGCGGCUGUCCCGCCUCUGCCUGUCGAGCUGCCGCGAGAUGCGCCAGCUCCCCGCGCAGCUCGGCGCGCUGAGCGCGCUGACUUCGUUAGAAAUCCACGGGUGGUACCGCCUAGAGGGCAUUCCGGAGAGCAUCGGCGCGCUCAAGGAGCUGCGCCGCCUGCACCUGCGCAAUAUCACAUGCGCGCUGCCCCACGUGGGGGAGGAAUGGCGCAAGCUGGAGGAGCUGCGCCUCGAGGACGCCGUCGCUCACCGCCUUCCGCCCAUCUCCCUCGCAUCCCUCGCGCGCCUCGCCGUCCGCCAAUGCCGCCACCUCCGCGCGCUCCCCGACGAAAUCGGCGCGGCGCCCGCCCUCCGCGAGAUUGAGAUUGUCGACGCGCCGCUCACCGCGCUGCCCGCGACGAUCGGGAUGCUGACGUCACUGGAGCGGCUCGUGCUGGCGCCGUACGGGUCGAUUAGCGCGCUGCCGCGCGAGCUGCUGGCGCUGCCGCGACUGGCGCACUUGGUGCUGAAGAACGUGUCGAGCCUUGAUUCGCUGAUGGGGGAUUGGGCGGAGGCGGAGGCGGAGGCGGCUGCACAUGGCGCACCGCGCGCCGCUCGGCCGGCUGCGCCGCCUGCCGACCGCGCUGUGGGCGCUGCCGGCGCUGACGCACCUCGGGCUGCACGGCUUCACGCAGCUCGUCGCGCUCCCCGCGCGCGUCGCGCGCCUCACGUCGCUGCAGUCGCUCACGCUCCAAUCCUGCUCGCGCAUCACCCACCUCCCCCCGCGCUCGCCGCGCUCGCGCCGUCCCUGCGCGCGCUCACGCUAUCAGACCUCUCCGCGCUCUACUCCUUCCCCCCCGUCGUCUGCCGCCUCACCGCGCUCACGUCGCUCUCGCUCGUCCGCUUGAUGCACGUCGAGCGCCUUCCCCCCGCGCUCUCCGCGCUCUCCGCGCUCCGCGCGCUCAAAGUCUCUUUCGCGUCCGAACUCUCGUCGGUUCCGCAAUCGCUGGGCCAGCUGGUGGAGCUCGAGUCGCUCGAGUUGGAGGAGUGUCCCGCGCUGCGGAGCCUGCCCACGUCGCUCGGCCGCCUGACGGCGCUGCAGACGCUGGCGGUCCUGCGGUGCGGCGCGCUCACCGCCAUUCCUGCUGGCAUAAGCGGGCUUAGCGCGCUGACGCGGCUUACCCUGACCUCGUGCGGCGCGCUCACCGCUCUGCCGAAUUCCAUCGGCCAGCUGGGCGCGUUAAAGGAGCUGACUAUAACGAACGUCCCAAUCGCUUCGCUCCCGGACACUCUCAGCGGGCUGACGUGUCUGGAGCAGCUGCGCGUUUCGGACUGCCGCUCCCUUGCCGCGUUCCCCGCGUCCCUCUGCACCCUCCCGCGCCUCCACACGCUCUCCCUCGCCGACUGCCCCGCGCUGCACGCCCUCCCGGACGACAUUGGCCAGCUGCGCGCGCUCAAGCGCCUUGCCCUCGAGCGCUGCUCCGCGCUCGCGCGCCUCCCCGCUUCCCUCGCGCACCUCCCCGCGCUCGAAUCGCUCGACGUCACCAGCUGCGAUCUCCUCGCGGACCUCCCCGACGACUUCGCGCCGCUGCCGCGCCUCGCGCGCCUCGCGAUCAACCACUGCCGCGCCUUCGCGCGCCUCCCCGCGUCGCUCCCCCGCUUGCCCGCGCUCCGCGUCCUCUCGCUCUCGUACUGCCCGUCGCUCGCCGCACUCCCCCCCAAUCUCGGGUCCCUCCGCGCGCUGCACUCUCUGCACCUGCGCGAGUGCUCCGCGCUGGCGGAGCUGCCCGCGGGGCUUGCGCGCGCGGAGGGGCUGCGCCAUUUAGACGUGUGGGGGUGCGCGGCGGUGGGGGACGACGCGGAGGUGCGCGUGUGCGGGCGCAGCGUGCACGUGGUGCGGGGGAGGCGCGGAGGGGGCGAGUACGGCGGAACGGAAGCAGGCGGUGGAGGGGCAGAAGGAGGAGAGGCGGCUGGGGGGGGUGACAGUGGGGCAGACAGAGGCAGUGUGGAGGCCGGAGGUCUGGGGGGAGCAGCAGCAGGGGAGAACGCAGAGGGGGGAAGGGGAGGGGAAGGGGAAGAGGCAGGGGAAGGCGGGAUGGAGGCAGAGGGAGGGAGGGCAGGUGGGGAGGAAGGCUUGGGGUCAGGGGGGCAGACACAGGGGGAGGGGGAGCAGGAGGAGGAUAGCGUGGGAGCAGCAGAGGAUGAGACGCAGCAGAUGGGAGUGGGGGAGGGUGAGGAAAGUGGAGAGGGGAGAGUAGAAGUGGUGGGAGACGGGAGAGGAGAGGGGGGGGUGACACUAGAGGGCAGAGACGAGGGAGGGGAGGGUGAUGUGCACAUGGAUGGGGUUGAGGGUGGGGAGGGGGUGGAGUUGAAGGUUUGGGGAGAGGGGGAGGUUGGGGCAGAGGAGGGCGAGCAGCAAGGGGUGGAGGAGGGAGGAGAUGGGGAGGGGCACAUGGGCUUGGUUGACUGCGGUGCAGCAGCAAGGGGUGGUGAUGGCAUCAGGUUGGGGAGCAGAAGCAAUGGCCGAGACGGGGGCACAGGGACGGGCAGAGGGAAGGGCACAGAUGGGGUGGCAGGGGGAAGGGAGGGUGGGCGGAAGGGCAGGAAAGGUGUGGGCAAGCGAGGGCGGGAGGGGGAGGUGGGGAGGAUGGAGGGGAGGAAGCGGAGGAGAAAGGAGGCACGGGCCAAGGCAUGGCGGUGCAAGCGCGCUGCCAACUGCUGCUGA
Molecule: messenger RNA, 3387 nt
Organism: Closterium sp. Yama58-4
Lineage: Eukaryota; Viridiplantae; Streptophyta; Zygnematophyceae; Desmidiales; Closteriaceae
Source: the annotation of a GenBank genome assembly